CAUGUGGCUGUGGACAUUCCAAUGUGCAUCAAAUGCACUGUUCCUCAGAGUGAAUGCAAAUGGCUGCCAGUGAAAGUUUACAACGAGUCAAGUCGGAGCAUUUAUUUUAAUGUUUAUUCUACAAAUUUGAAGGUUCACCAUCUGUGAUUUUGUGACCCAAGUAAUUGUUGAACUUCUCAAUGAUGAAGACAUUCCACUCAAGAUGGCCUGGGAUGGUGGCUGAUUUUUUUAUGCUGAAGUGAAUAUCCACAUUGUGAGAAUGCCGUGAAGAGAAUGAGUGUACCAAGAAGAAGAAAUAGUGUCUGAGUCAAAGACAUUGUGUUCAAGACAUUUUAGUGUUAAAUUUUCCUGAAAAAAUGUGUGUUUAAGUUAAAAUGCUGGUCAAAUGCCAGAAAUCGCAAGUGGAAGUGAAGAUGACAGGUGCGGUUGUAGCUACCCUUUUAGGGUUGGCAACGCUGAGCUUUACCUCAGCAAUGAGUGCUGGUGCCAUGGUGUCAGUUUUGGACCUAAGUGAACAAGAGCAGGAUAUAGCAGCUGUUUUCAACAAGGUUGCAUAUGGAGGAACAACUACAACUAAGCGCAGUGUUAAUCCAAACAAUGCGCCGCCCCCACCACCAUCAGCUCCGGCUCUUCCAACUGCAGCUUCACCUCUGACAAUUGCAUUGGUGCAGUCAACUACAACAGAGUCGAACCUUUCUCCUGCACCAACCAGCCCUAGCAAUCAAGACUUGCCUCCUUAUGCACCUCCAAGCAGGGUAUUCAUCACACCACCGCUGCCUCCCGAGUAUGUGGACCAAUUUGCUGAUAAACCUACUUUGAGAGGUAGCAACUCGGAUGGUCCCAACACAAUGGCAAGAAGACCGCUUCCACCACCACCACCACCGUACCGUGCUCCUCCAGAGGAAGAACGCAUUCCAAUCCGUCCACCAGACUUGGCAGUUCCUCAUGCCAAGAAAAAGGCCUUGAACACUCCAAGUUUUAAUAGGGUAGCUCAAGUUGCCUAUGCUGAAUUGGCAACUUCUACCGAAAGCACAAGCCCUCGAUCAAGCAAUGAGACUGAUUUUGACUUUGUUCCAAUUCUUCAUUACUCAAGUGUUUCCCGCAUCUUAUCCGGAAGCAGUGGCAGAAGACAUGACUUUCCUGACAUUAUGAGUGCAAGCCGUCCUAAGCAAGAAGAAGUGAACAAAUCUCCUCGUACUGUGCAAGAUAUGCCACAACCAACAUUCAAGUCUGAUCCUAUUCGUCAGACUACCACUGAAUCCACCAGAGAGCCAACCCAGAGCUCUUUCAGACCAGAAAUCAAAACAACCACCAUCACACCCUCAACCGAAAGAGCUACCACCAUCAGAACUACUUCUACUACUAGCACUACAACUACUACCCCACCAACCAUUGACAUGGGAUUUAAACGAGCCCAUAGUCGUGUUUCAGAAAUGUCAUCUGACGAUCACAAUCCUGCUCCUCCCCCUCAGCCGCCUCUACAAACACGUUUCAGGGAGCAUUCAGAGAGUGUCAUCCAUCAUGCAUUCCCUGACACCACGCAGCAAAUGAGGCCAAGUGCAAGGCAAGUUCUAGGAGCCGCAUGGGAUGUUCAUGUGUAUACAGUUGCUGUAGCAUUUGCUCUUUUGACAGUUUACUGUAUCUUUGCCCUACUACGCCUUAAUGGUGGCAAAAGGUUACUUCCUCGUGGAUACUUCCUUUCACUUCAUGGAUUACUUGCAACUAUUGGAAUUCUUCGUUGUGGGUUCCUUUCAUAUGAUGCAUACAAUUCUGGGCAUUCAUUCCCAGAGCCUAUUUCUCAUUUAAUGCUCAACAUUGUUUUUCCACUUCUUGCCACAGCCUUUGCACUUGUGUUCUUGUUUUUGUUACGAGCAUGUGAGGUCCACCUAGGCUCGGGUAGAUUCCAAAGCCCUGCUAUGCUGACAGCUUCUGUUGCCCUGUAUCUUGUUGUAUGUGUCACUUUAGAUCUUUCUACUGGACUGGCCCCCAAUUCAACACUAUUAACAGUUGCUUGUCAGUGUUUGUUCAUUGUUGUUUGUCUAGGAUUGGGCUUAAGUUACAUGUAUGUUUACAAAAUGCUCUCCUCUGCUGCUGCUCGCAAGCCUGGACUUGCCCCUCUACUUCAGAGAACCUCACUGGCCCAUGCUGUGCGUUCAAUGCUAGCUACAGCUUUGUUGGCAGUGCUAAUGGCUGCUGUACAGCUGUAUGGCAUGUUAGGAGUGUAUGAGACUCCAGGUGAUAAUCAGCCUCAUCCUUGGCUGUGGUGGGGCUUUCAGUUCUCAGUGAGAGUCAUAGAGAUUGCCAUGUGUGCUCUCUUGUGUUGGGCUGGCACUCAGCCUCCCAGCCAUUGUAAUCCACAUGAAGAUGACAAAGAGACUCAGAGUCAAAAUUCAUCAUCAACAGCAUUUGCACUUUUCUCAUGUGGUGGUGAUGCAGCUCAUGCCAAUCGCAAUGAUCCAGUAGAUGACAUCUAUCCAGCAGUUUGUGCUACCCAAGCAGGGUAUCACUAUUCUUUGAGGUCUGGUGGCAAGAUAUAUGACAAUGCAUACCCUUUGAAUAAUAUUCAACCAAUGUCUCCACAAGAGGCUGCAUUAGGGUAUGGGCCUGAACGCCAUUCUCUCAAGAAGUAUGCCCCAAGAGGAGGCUUACCUAAUGAUAGCCCUAGUGUUAUGAUUAAGUCUGCUAAUGAUGCGCUCUUAUCAUAUCCCUCUGUAAGAAGGGGGCCACCACCACCUCUACAUAGGGCUCAACCAUCACCCUCAAUGCUUGUAGCUGAGGAUGGUUUUGUCCGCUUUAGGUCCCUUGCAGAUGCAGAGCAUGCUCAUGCUGGCCCCCCAGAGAUGGUGCAUCGGUCAAGUCUAUCAAGGAAAGCCCCACCUGUACAUCCUUCACAGCAAGAUUAUGCAUCAUAGCGUAGGAGCUCGGAUAACAAAUUAAUGUAAGCUUUCUGGUGAUAUAAUUGUAUAUGUAAGGUUCUGGAACAUUGCCAUUAUCUCUCUGAGGACCUUUGGGCCAGUCAGUUUUGGUGUUCUGUCAUUAAAGGUAAUUCUUCCUUUGUUUCUGUGAUUCAUUAUUAUUGAAUUGAAUGAAUAUUUGAAGAGCGCUUCCUGCUCUCUGUACUUCUAAACUAAUUAUAUGAAACUUAAGCUUUCAUAAUCUUGUUACAUCAUCAUAUUAGUCUUUACUUAUAUAUUUUUCUUGUGAUAAGUGUCAAUUACCCACUUUCCUGAAUUCGUAAAUUCCUUUUUAGGCGGGAUCAUUCAUUUAUUCAUUGCUAAAAACAGUGAAGUUUUACUCAUGACCGACAUUCCUGACUGGUUUAUGCAUUGUACAUAUUUUUGUUAAUAGAAUUUAAAUCAUGUUCCUUUUAUACAUAAAUAUAAAUAUAUGCAUAUAUAUUUACAUACAAAACAUAAUUUAUAUUAUACAUUUUAUAAAUAUAUACAUAUAUUUUUUGUCAACUUUUCACCACGUUUUCAACUUUUGCAAUCUGUUUGUUCAGAUUAUAUUGAUGCGUAUAUACAGAAUCUACUAGGGCAUAUCAUUGUUUCCUAUUAAUGCAGGAUGUAUUAACAUUCAAGUGAUCACAACUAUUUUUUUACUUGGUGUCCAUGUGUUCAUAAUAUGAUGGAGACUGAAAGUGUGGAGGGAGAAGGGGUGCCUUUCUAAAGACUACUGACUUUUAUAGAAGAAUUUUCUUUUGUGGUUUUUGUAACCAUUUGACUGUUUUUUGUAUUGUACUCUGUACUUGUCUCCUAAUUAUUUAGGAAAAGCUUCCAUGUUUUAUCCUUUUUAAUUUUUUGUAGUUGCAAUGUGCAUUCUUUAAACUAAAUUAACCAGUUUUUAUGGGCCACAAGACUUAAAAUACUCUAUGGUGCUAGCCUAUUUUCAUAGACCAAUCAAUAAGACAGUUAUUUUCUUAUUCUGAUAUUUCUCAUGUCCAUGACAUUUGCACUGACUGCCAGAGAUUUUCUUUUUUAUUGAAAUAAUAGGGAGGACACAUUUCCCUUUCUGACUGUGUAUAUUGUAAUUAUUUUAUUAGAGUCACAAAUGACAUUUGUCAACCAACUAUGAGCUUUUCUUGAAACAAGCUGUUUUUCUACAUGUUGGAAUCAAUAAGUAUUCUUGUUUAAUAUUUGUACAUAAAAAAAGGUUGUUUAUUACUCUCCAUAGCUAUGGAUUGUGAUUGUAUUAUUUUGUACAGUAUUAUGUUGUAGCUUUUCCUUCCUGCAUAUUUUUUCUUUGCUUUAGUAACAGCAAUAUCUCAUCUCAUAAACUUGUAGGAGUGUAUUUUUUUCAUUUACAUUUAUGUUUAAUGAAUAAGUUGGGGUGCAGAAUUCAGUCUGGCCUCAUUAAAAUCUUGGUCAACUUGAAGUAGUCAACAACGUUUAUUGCAAAACUAAUGCUUUGAAACUUCUCUGCUCCUUAACUUAUUUACGCAAAUUGGGCCAUUUCUGUCUCACUGUGAUCAGAUAUUUGAGUGUGUCAGUGAGUGUGUGUGUGUGACUAUUUGUUUGAAAGAGAAAGAAUGAUUGAUGUGUUAUGAGAAUUUAUAAAUUUAAUAGCAAAAUUAGUUCUUAUUUUUCCUCUUUCAGUCCCUUCUUUUGUUAUUACUUGGCAAAUUGUUUGUGAAGGAGAAUUUUCAUUUAAAACUUGCUUCAUAUUCUUUUUAUAGUGUUUUAAUCCUUAUGUAUCGAGUGCCAAGUCUAUGACACUGUAGUGUUGCGGGCUUGCCUACUCAAGGGUUGCGGUUGGAGGAGCAGGAAAACCCGCACACCCCAGGGUUGAUGUCUUGAAAUAUGGUACUACUCAGCCAGUGGACUUACAGUUUUGUUGAAAAUGUUCUUUGGUUUUGUAAAUUGUUGAAGUAAGGAUUAUGUGAUUUGAACACCUCCAUCAUUCCUGUAACUGUUUUAGUCAUGGUAGUUUUCAUUCAUGAAAGUUUCCCCCACACAAGUGAAUUUGCCACUACCCAUUUCCCACAACUAUUUCUGUGAUCUCCUCUUUGACCUGUUUCCCUUUCCUUGUAGUUGCUUGAGAAAUCAUGAAUUCCAUAGCCCUUUUAUUUGUACAAAAAAGCAAUUUAAGAUUGCUUGUUCGUGAUCCAUCCAUUUAUUUAAGUGUAAAAUUUAAUUUUGAUGAGAGUUAUGUACGAAUCCAGUAAUCUAAUAGUGAUAAAAUGUAAUUACUCACUAGGGAUUUUGUAUAUUGUAAAUCAUCAGUAGACCGUCCACUAAGGUUAUUUGUGGCAAGUACUUACUCUCCGAUCCUCUCAAUGUAGGUGUCAAGACUGCUUUUCUUUUUUUACAAUAAACUAUUUUCAGUAAAAAAAAAAAA
Frankliniella occidentalis (western flower thrips) is the source of this 5337-nucleotide messenger RNA. RefSeq lists its product as uncharacterized. The record is from RefSeq and is a predicted model, not a curated record. Bases 375 to 2912 code for a protein of 845 amino acids. The transcript has 2 exons. Lineage: Eukaryota; Metazoa; Arthropoda; Insecta; Thysanoptera; Thripidae.